AUGGUGCGCCUUCGCGAAGUGCCUCGAACGGCCACCUUUGCCUGGUCGCCGGGCCCGGGAAAGCCUCUCCUCGUCACGGGCACUCGUGCUGGCGCCGUAGACGCCGACUUCUCCGACGAGAGCAAGCUGGAGCUCUGGGACCUGACCCUCGACGACCAGCAGCAAGGCAUUGAGCUCCAGCCGGUCAUCAGCAUCACCACCGAGUCCAAGUUUUACGAUAUUGCAUGGGGACCUUCGGAUUCGGAGCACCCAAAGGGCAUCAUUGCCGGCGCCCUCGAGAAUGGCUCGUUGGAGCUGUGGGAUGCCGCCAAGCUGGAGUCGGGAGCUUCGGACGCUUCCAUCUCGCAGACAACCAAGCACAUUGGCGCCAUCAAAACCCUGCAGUUCAAUCCGCUGAAGCCCCAGAUCCUGGCUACCGCGGGUGCCAAGGGCGAGCUGUUCAUCUACGACGUUAACGAUAUCGAGAACCCUUUCCGAUUAGGGAACACGGCAGCCCGCUCCGACGACAUUGAUUGCUUGGCUUGGAAUCGCAAGGUGUCGCACAUCCUCGCCACGGGCGGCACGGGCGGCUUCGUCACGGUGUGGGAUUUGAAGACUAAGAAGGCCUCUCUGACCCUCAACAACAGUCGGAAACCCGUCAGUGCCAUCGCUUGGGACCCGAACAACUCGACCAAGCUCCUGACCGCCACCCCUGAUGACAGCACGCCCGUCAUCCUGCUAUGGGAUCUACGCAAUUCAAACGCCCCAGAAAGGACUCUACAGGGUCACGAGCAAGGUGACAACCGCACCUUGGUCUGGAAUCCUCAGACGGGAGAGCGCUACGGUGAACUGCCUGAGAUGACCAACUGGGCCUUCCAAACGCGCUUCAACCCGUCCAAUCCAAACCUCUCGGCUACCGCGAGUUUUGACGGCAAAAUCAUCAUUCAAACACUGCAGAAUACCAACCCGGAUACAUCUCAGAACUCGACAGGAAAGAACCUGGACGGCGAGGACUUCUUCAGCGCAGCUCAGACCCAGCCUCAAGGGGCUUCAUGGUCCUUGAGCAAAGCGCCAAGCUGGUUCGAAAGGCCGAUUGGCGCCUCAUUUGGCUUUGGAGGCAAAAUUGUCGUCUUCAGAUCGUCUCCUGCUCAACCUGGUCAGAAGAGAACCUCAAAAGUCGUCAUCUCCCAGUUCUCGGCCGAUUCCGACGUCUCCUCGGCUACCGAGAAAUUCCAGGAGGCUCUUGCUACCGGCAACCUGGAAGCAAUCUGCGAAGAACGGAUGCAGCAGUCCAAGACGGACGAGGAGAGGGCGGACUGGAAGGAGGAAGAGCUCGCCAAGGUCGCCAACGGCGCUCCCAAAGAGCCCGCGGACGACGCAGAGAAGGAGGAAGCCGCAAGGACAGAUGGAGAGGCUGAGGAGACGAAGAAAGGUGUAUCCGACCUCUUCGCUGGCGGCGAUGGCGAUGGCGAUGGCGACGACGACGACUUCUUGUCCAACGUUGCCGCAACCAAGGGCGCAAAGACAGACAAUCCCUUCCACCUGUUCAGCGACAGCGACACGUCUGUCGAAAAGGACAUUACGAAAGCCUUGAUGCUGGGCAGCUUUGAAAAGGCGACGGAUAUCUGUCUCGCCGAGGAGCGUAUAGCAGACGCAUUCUUGAUUGCAAACUGCGGUGGCUCAGCGCUUGUUGACAGGGUUCAGGCCGCCUAUCUGGCGCAGAAAAGAGGCAUGCCGAGCUACAUGCGCCUGCUUGGCUCCGUCAUUGCCAAGAACCUUUGGGAUGUCGUCUACAAUGCAGACUUGGGUCACUGGAAGGAAACCAUGGCCGUUCUCUGCACCUUUUCCGACCCCGUCGAGUUCCCGGAUCUCUGCGAGGCCCUGGGGGACCGCAUCGGCGAGGAGGGCCAGAGGAAAGACGCGUCUUUCUGCUAUCUCGUCGGCUCGAAGCUUGAAAAGGUCAUCAACAUAUGGGUGGCCGAGCUUGAAGAGGCAGAGCAAGCGGGCAUGAAGGAGCCGUCGGAGGACUCGACCUUUUCGGUGCACGCGAGAUCGCUGCAGAACUUCAUCGAGAAGGUAACCAUCUUCCGACACGUCACCAAGUUCCAGGACACGGAGAAGAGCCAGGAAUCGGGCUGGAAGCUGGCGACGUUGUACGACAAGUACACGGAAUACGCCGACAUUCUUGCCGGGCAUGGGCAGCUGGAAGUGGCUCAGAAGUAUCUCGAGCUCUUGCCAUCCAGCUACCCUGCUGCUGAGACAGCCAAAAGCCGCGUCCGGAUGGCCACGCAAAAGCCAGCUGCUCAAGCACCCGCCGCACGACAGCCGGCAACAUCGAACCCGGCGGCGUCUAGGGCCCAGACAUCGUUUGGCUACCAGCCCGCUCAGCCACCACCUGUUGCUUCUCCUGCGAACCCCUACGCGGCCCCGAACCCGCAACAUCCACCUGCUCCCCAGGCGCAGCAAUAUAUGCCGCCCCAGAACCCGUAUCAGCCCCAAGGGGGCUUUCAACCGCCGGUUCAACCUGGGUAUAUGGGCGGCAUGGUUCCACCACCACCAAUGAUGGGCGGGCCUCCGAGGAACACAACGCCAUCCCAGCCGCCGCCGUCUCAGGCAAGGAAGAUGGAAAACUGGAAUGACGUCCCGCUCGUGACCAAAGCCGUGCCUCGGCGAUCCACACCGAGCGCCGCGCCCAUCACUUCCCCUUUCCCUGGGCCUGCUCCACCGCGCGUCCAGUCACCGCUGGCCGGACCGCCUCAGUCCUUCCAAGCACCACCGCCACGGCCGUCAUCUACUGCUGCCAGCCAGUAUGCGCCGCCUCCCCCUCAGGCCGGUGCAGCAGGGCCGCAGAUGUCUCAGGCGGCUCAAGCGGCUCAAAGGACAGCUUCGCCGUACAACGCGCCGCCACCCGGAGCCCCGGCCUCCAACAGAUAUGCGCCUGCGCCGUCUCCGCAGCAGCAGCCCGGCCAGCCCGGCAUCACCUCUUUGCCUCCUCCGCCAGGGCCAGCCAGCCGACUGCCUCCCGCCAAUCCGUACGGGGCGCCGCCCCCGCAGGCUGCUCCCCAGGGCCAGUACGCCCCGUCUCCCUACGCUGCGCCGCCCAACCAACCCGCAGGGCCACCUCAAGGCCCGCCGCCGGCUGGCCCGCCGCCCAUGGGCGGAGGUCCAAUGCCCACGCCUCCGCCUCCCAAAGCCGCCGCACCACCCCCCAAGGCGAAGCACCCGCCCGGUGACCGGUCACACAUACCUGCGAACGCUCAGCGAAUGGUGGACAUACUCAGCCAAGACAUGCAGCGAGUCGCGUUUAAGGCUGCUGCUACGUUCGCCCCUCAAGUGAAGGAUUCGCAGAAGCGGUUGAACAUCCUGUUCGACCACUUAAACAAUGAGGAGCUCGUGCAACCAGCUACCAUUGAUCAGCUCUCGCAAUUGGCCGAAGCGAUCCAGUCAAGGGACUAUACUACUGCCCAGAAGCUCCAGGUGGACAUCCAGCGCGACAAGACAGAGGAGUGCGGUAACUGGAUGGUUGGAGUGAAGCGGCUGAUAAGCAUGAGUAAGGCGACUCCAUAG
This is a messenger RNA of Hirsutella rhossiliensis, 3546 nucleotides long. RefSeq names its product steroid receptor RNA activator (SRA1) domain-containing protein. The record is from RefSeq and is a predicted model, not a curated record. Bases 1 to 3546 code for a protein of 1181 amino acids. Gene Ontology annotation, molecular function: protein binding; structural molecule activity. The transcript has 6 exons. Gene Ontology annotation, biological process: intracellular protein transport; endoplasmic reticulum to Golgi vesicle-mediated transport; endoplasmic reticulum organization. Gene Ontology annotation, cellular component: endoplasmic reticulum exit site; COPII vesicle coat. NCBI's taxonomy places the organism in Eukaryota, Fungi, Ascomycota, Sordariomycetes, Hypocreales, Ophiocordycipitaceae.